UGCUUGCUCGGGGGUUCAGGCUUUGGGUUUCUGCAAAGCAUCUAGAGACAAUUUUGAUUGUAAAAGGUGCUAUAUAAAUAAAAUUGAAUGGAAUUGAUUUAGGCAAUUAUUUAUUUUUCAGGCCACUAUCAAGCGCUUCGGAAAUUAAAUUUGUGCUGUUCUUCUUGAGAGGCUACUUUUCUUUUUUUCAGGUAUUGUCGGUGGUUAGACAAAUAACCCCAGGACUUUGGUGUCUCUUUGACUCCAACUAUGACCUUUUUAACCCCACCCCCUCUCCACCUGAGUCUCCUCCUCCUCUUUCUGUCCUCCCACUCCCCUGUUCUCUCCUGUAGGAAUGGGACUCGCACAGAGUGUGAGUCUGCUCCCUUUGUGCCAGGCCACAACCUGGUGGGGGAGGGCUUUGAUGUGGUCACCCUGCAGCGUAAAGGAGCCUACAUGGUUGACGUGAAUUCUUUUCUCAACUCGGCUGGCAACUGUACUCUCUGCUCCAACCGUCUUCAGGGCAAAAUGCUGCAGAAACUGCCGCUCGCUGCAAAGGACUGGCGUGCAUUCAGCCAUUGUAUUUCUGGCGUUUCUAGCAGUGCUCACACAUCUGCCAGCUCACUGAUUGACUCUUACGCCUCAGAGGACAUUAAACAGUGGAAGGCUAAUCUAAAUAUCGAAAAAUAUGUGUCAGCCAACCUGGAGGUCAGAGGAACACACUCCAAUGUAUACAAGUUUGCUACAGAAAGGACCAGAGAGGAUCGCUACUCCUUCAGCACCCACAGGAUCACCUACACCUAUUAUAAUUACCGUGUGUCAAGCAGACCGCCACUCAGCUCUGAGUUCAGUCAGGAUUUAGCCAAUCUGCCAAGUCACUACAACUCCUCCACCGAGGCUCAGUACAGUGAGCUCAUACAUACCUAUGGCACACACUACAUCCGACAGGUUCGUCUCGGUGGACGAUUCAGGCGAGUCUCAGCUGCACGAACGUGUUUGUCCUCACUGAAUGGAUUCACCGCAAGCAAGGUCCACUCCUGCUUAUCAGAGGGUAUCAACAUAGGCCUGGGGGUGAGCUUAUCCAGUUCUCAACAGUCCUGUGACAAAGUCCUACAGAACAGGGACUUCUCCAGCUCAUACAGCGCUGGUCUCCACCAACACUACACAGAGGUGGUGGGAGGCACUGAUUGGUCUGGGGAGUUUUCACUCACUCACAGUAACUCCCAGGGCUACAGGAAUUGGCUGAACACCCUUAAGGACCACCCAGAUAUCGUUUCAUAUUCUCUCAGGCCAAUGUAUGAGCUGGCACUCAAAAUAAAGCAGAGGGCAGGGAUUAAGGCUGCCAUAGAGCAGUACUUAGCAGACAACGCUGUGAAGAAGUCAUCUAAUGAACCAUCUUGUUACUCUUCCAACCUGAGGUCCAACUGCUGUCCUCUACAUACCUCAAAGGGAAGGCUGGUGGUGACUAUAGUUCGAGCCUGGGAUCUACAAGGAGAUUAUGCCGCCUUUAGUCCAACUGAUGGCUAUGCUAAGAUGUGGUACGGUUCCAACUUUGAAAGGACUCCUACGAUUGAGUCGGAUGAUCCAAGGUGGAACGCUCGUUAUGAUCUGGGAACGGUGGACACACGCUUGGAAUUGAAGAUUGAGGUCUGGGACGCGGACUUGCGUUAUGAUGAUCUUCUGGGAUCAUGUACGAAGUACCUGAGACAGGGGACACACUCAUUCACCUGUGCAGCCGAGGCAGGUGCCUUUGAGGUCAGGUAUACUCUGACCUGUGAUCCGUAUCUGACUGGAGACAAGUGUGACCAUUACAAACCUACUCCACAGUGAGAAAUGCAUUUUGUGGCCACACUAUUCAUGAAUGCUUUUCUUUAAAAGUCCAACUGAAAUCACCUGUAGUCAUCCAUUUCUUGUAUUCAAAAAUAAUGUGGUGCUGGUGGUGGUGGUUUUUAAUGUAUUGUUAGUAGUUUUUGACAGCAGUCAGCAGGUGUGCAGAGUGUUACACCAGAGGCAACACAAAGUGUAACAAAUUUAUGUAACUGUAAUAAAUAAAUAAAUACAUGUUGUUUAACGUGGUGCAGCUAAUUAUCAACUGCAACUGCAAACUUAAGUCAACAGUUUCCACAGUUAAUGUUGGGUUGUUUGUUCAAAAAGCUAAGCUGCAAGACAAGACCUGUGUUCAUGUUUGUCAGUUAUAUAAGGAGAACUGAAACUGCCUCCUCUCAGUUAUAUCUGAGUAAUGCUGAUGAUGACUCUUCUUUGCAAGCAAUAAAGAUCUACAGAGCAUCUGAA
Molecule: messenger RNA, 2271 nt
Organism: Scatophagus argus
Lineage: Eukaryota; Metazoa; Chordata; Actinopteri; Scatophagidae
Product: perforin-1-like
Exons: 10
Coding region: 250-1809 (519 amino acids)
Source: RefSeq, a predicted model, not a curated record